Molecule: messenger RNA, 1842 nt
Organism: Medioppia subpectinata
Lineage: Eukaryota; Metazoa; Arthropoda; Arachnida; Sarcoptiformes; Oppiidae
Source: the annotation of a GenBank genome assembly
AAAUAAUUACCAAAAAAAUUAUACAUAAUAUUCAUAUGAAAACUCACAAUCAUUACAAUGAAAAUUGUGAAAUUGUUUAAUAUAUCACUGGCCAGUGUUUAUACACAUUGGUUAAUUUGGCUGCGAUUAGCUGUGAUUUGUCGUACACUAAACAUAACUAUUUUACAUAAUAAUGAUUUUCACACACAUUUCGAGCCAAUGAACGAAUGGAGUGCUGAGUGUAAGAGCGGUGAACAGCAAUGUUUCGGUGGUAUCGCACGAACGGUCGCCAAAGUAAACGAAAUGCUAUUACAACCAGAGGCGGGAAAUGGCGAUAACGUGCUAUUCCUGAACGCCGGCGACCACUUUCAGGGCACCAUUUGGUAUACGUUACUGAAAUGGGAAGUCGUGGCAAAGUUUGCCAAAUUUCUCAGACACGACGUAAUGGCUUUAGGCAAUCAUGAGUUUGACGACGGCGUUGAAGGACUGUUGCCUUUCGUACGGAAUGUCACACAAAAUAAUGAGAAAAAUUUGCCGAUAGUUUGCGCCAACAUUGAGACCUCCGGGGAAUUACGACAACUAAUUAAACCGUCAAUUGUUGUGGAGAGAGGAGGCAAAAAGAUAGCCAUCAUUGGGUAUAUCACACCCGACACCUCAUUCCUGGCCCGACCCGGAGAUACUGUCAAAUUCAACGAUGAAAUCGAUAGCAUUAGGAAAGAAAUCGAGAACUUAAAAAAGAUUUAUCCCAAAAACGAGUUAAAUAUUUUCAUAGCUGUCGGCCAUUCAGGACAUAAGAAGGACAAAGAGAUUGCUGAAAAGAUACCGGAGUUAGAUGUUGUGGUCGGCGGACACUCUAACACAUUCCUAUACACCGGGAAACCGCCGUCCAUUGAAGUGCCUGAAGGCCCGUAUCCGGUGGUCUACGAUCACAACAGUGAGGGUAAAACACUUGUGGUUCAGGCCUUUGCUUACGGCAAAUAUCUCGGGAAACUGGACGUUGUAUUCGAUGACAACGGCCUAAUCACCAGUUAUUCCGGAACUCCUAUACUUUUGGACAGCAAUACAAAAGAAAAUCCGAAAGUGUUAGCAGAAGUGCAAGAGAUGGCCAAAGAGAUCGACGAUCACUACAAACAAAAUAUUGGUUACAGUUAUGUAGUGUUGGAUGCGUCGGGCUGUCUGAUGAAGGAAUGCAAUUGCGGUAAUCUAAUGGCCGACGCGUUUGUCACCCAUUUUUUGAGCACACAGACAGUGCAACAGAAAGGCUGGAAUGCGGUUCCUAUGACUGUCGUGAACGGCGGCGCCGUCCGGACAACAAUCAACUCCGGAAACAUUACGAUAAAGAGCGUGAUGUCCACCGCCCCCUUCGGUAAUCCCCUGGGGGUUCUCCGGACCACCGGAUACUCUUUGUGGCAAAUUCUUAAACACUCGGCCUCUCAGUACAAAUUGGGAGGCUUUCUGCAGGUGUCGGGCAUUCGGUAUGAGUUUGACUCUCGACUCCCAAAAGGAAAUCGUCUGAAGAAAGUUAGAGUGAGAUGUGGUGACUGUCAGAGCCCGGCCUACGAAGACCUUGAUCUCAGCAAAACCUAUUCAAUCGCUAUCUCUGAAUAUCUGGUAAACGGCGGCGACAACUAUACAAUGAUUAACAAGACUCAGUUCACACCACAAAAACAUCUCGAUUACGAUGUGAUCAUCGAUUAUGUCAAGAAGUAUUCGCCGAUAAUCACUGGUCUCGAGGAUAGGAUUAUUGAUCAGGCAAUGACGACAACACCUAAUAGUCAUGCAAUUAGCGCUUGUUUAGCGUAUAAUCUAAUUAUAGUUAUACUGUCGGUGUAUAUAUACUCCAGUUAUUUGUGUAAAGGAUAA